Messenger RNA from Centropristis striata (black sea bass), 2608 nucleotides. RefSeq names its product protocadherin beta-16-like. Lineage: Eukaryota; Metazoa; Chordata; Actinopteri; Perciformes; Serranidae. Gene Ontology annotation, molecular function: calcium ion binding. Gene Ontology annotation, biological process: homophilic cell-cell adhesion. The record is from RefSeq and is a predicted model, not a curated record. Bases 179 to 2608 code for a protein of 809 amino acids. The transcript has a single exon. Gene Ontology annotation, cellular component: plasma membrane.
UGUAUCGACCUCCACCCACUCUUGUCGACGCACACCGGAACUCAGUGUGCUGCAGUUGAUCAUCCAAAAAGGCAGAGACUUGGUCUUGGAUUGUGUUCAUUUUGGUUCAGAUCAGUCAUUUUUGGCUGUGUUUUGUUUACAUUGACUAGGGAACGUUAAUCGUUUUUAGAUUGACGUCAUGAUGGCUGUCCCUGGACUAUCAUUACAAAGCUGUGCCGUUGUUUUACUGCUCCUCUCUCUUCGUUUUUCUAAUGGAGAUGUAAGCUAUUCUUUUCCCGAGGAGACGAAACGCGGAUGGGUGAUCGGGAAUAUCGCAAAAGACUUGGGUCUUGAAACAAGCAAACUAUCCACUCGAAAGGCCCGCAUUGAUACAGAUGGCAGCGACAAACGAUUCUGUGACUUAAACCUGCGUAAUGGGGAUCUCACUGUUGCCGAGAGGAUUGACAGAGAGGGCCUUUGUGGAGACAAAGCCUCAUGCGUUUUAAAACAAGAACUCAUGUUAGAGAAUCCAUUAGAAUUGCAUCGAAUUAGUCUUCACGUCCAGGAUAUAAAUGAUAACUCUCCGCAAUUCACUAAUGAUUUGAUCCAUAUAGAUAUUCGUGAAUCCGCGGAUAAAGGUGCCCGGUUUCCAAUAGAAGAAGCACAUGAUGCGGACAUAGGGAAAUAUGCCGUUCAGACGUACAACCUCCAAAGCAAUGAGAAUUUCAUUCUGGGCGUGGGGACUAAUUCUGUGGAACUUGUGCUAAAUAAAGAGCUUGACCGUGAAGAUUUAAAGGAAAUAAAUCUACUUCUUACUGCAGUGGAUGGUGGUUCUCCUCAAAGGUCAGGUACUGUGGUCAUUCACAUCACUGUACUUGAUGCUAAUGAUAACGUCCCAGUGUUCAGCCAGGCCGUUUAUAAAGCCAGUCUGCCCGAAAAUUCUCCACUAGGAACUGUUGUGCUGACAGUGAGUGCAACUGAUGCAGACGAGGGGUUAAAUGGAGAAGUUACAUAUGGUUUUGGACACAUUUCAGAAGACAUUAAGUCGAUUUUUGCAAUAGAUCCGAAGACAGGUGAUAUAAAAUCAACGACCACUGUUGAUUUUGAAACAGCGUCAUCUUUUGAGCUGCGUGUUACAGCAAAAGAUGGUUUAGGAUUAACUUCUUAUGCCAAAGUCAUCAUAGAUGUUACUGAUGUCAAUGAUAACCCCCCUGUAAUACAUCUAAAAUCAGUGACUACUCCCAUACCUGAGAACGUGUCACCUGGUACAGAGGUGGGCAUCAUUAACGUGCAGGACAGAGACUCUGAGACUAACGGACAGGUCCGCUGCUCCAUUCAGCAAGGUGUCCCUUUUAAGUUGGUUCCUUCUAUUAAAAACUAUUAUUCUCUGGUGACCACAGGACAACUGGACCGUGAACUAGUGUCUGAUUACAACAUUACAAUCACUGCCACUGACGAGGGCUCUCCACCUCUGUCCUCCUCUAAAACUGUUCAGUUAUCUGUAGCAGACAUCAACGACAACCCACCUGUGUUUGAGGAACAGUCGUACAGCGCAUAUGUGAGUGAAAAUAACAAACCUGGCUCCACUUUAUGUUCCGUUAGUGCUCGAGACCCCGACUGGAGACAAAACGGUACAGUGAUUUAUUCUCUGUUACCCGGUGAGGUGAACGGUGCCCCGGUGUCCUCCUAUCUGUCUGUUAACGGAGACACGGGGGUGAUCCACGCUGUGAGGUCGUUUGAUUAUGAACAGUUGAGGAGUUUUAAAGUCCAGGUGAUGGCCAGAGACAACGGUUCUCCUCCGCUCAGCAGCAACGUGAGCGUCAGUGUGUUCAUAUCGGAUGUGAAUGACAACUCUCCUCAGAUACUGUACCCCGCCCCGGAGGGCAACUCCUUCAUGACCGAGCUGGUCCCCAAAGCUGCACACGGAGGCUCUCUGGUGUCCAAAGUGAUCGCGGUGGACGCGGACUCCGGACAGAACGCCUGGCUGUCCUAUCAUAUAGUGAAGUCCACUGAUCCGGGACUUUUCACUAUUGGUCUCCACAGCGGAGAGAUCAGGACCCAGCGGGACAUUUCUGAGCCUGACAGCAUGAAACAGAACCUGAUUGUGUCAGUGAAAGAUAACGGACAGCCCUCUCUCUCUGCCACCUGUUCCAUGUAUUUACUGAUUUCUGAUAACUUGGCUGAGGUGCCAGAACUGAAGGACAUUUCUUAUGAUGAGAAGAAUUCCAAACUGACCUCUUAUCUGAUCAUCGCGCUGGUGUCUGUGUCCACCUUCUUCCUGACCUUCAUCAUCAUCAUCCUGGGUGUGAGGUUCUGUCGCAGGAGAAAGCCCAGACUGUUGUUUGAUGGAGCAGUAGCCAUCCCCAGCGCUUAUCUCCCUCCUAACUACGCAGAUGUUGACGGCACAGGAACUUUACGCAGCACUUACAAUUAUGACGCGUACCUGACAACAGGUUCAAGAACCAGUGACUUUAAGUUCGUGACAUCAUACAAUGACAACACACUGCCUGCUGACCAGACUCUGAGGAAAAGUCCUUCAGACUUUGUUGAAGCUUUUGGGGAUUGUGAUUCUUCUCCUGAGGUAGGAAGUGAUAUCACAUACUUUUUUGACCCAUUUGCAUCUAAAUAA